Molecule: messenger RNA, 633 nt
Organism: Centruroides sculpturatus (bark scorpion)
Lineage: Eukaryota; Metazoa; Arthropoda; Arachnida; Scorpiones; Buthidae
Exons: 1
Coding region: 1-633 (210 amino acids)
Molecular function (GO): catalytic activity
Source: RefSeq, a predicted model, not a curated record
AUGGCUACUCCUCACAGCCCAAAGGAAAGUCACACCCUCAAUAUCCUCCAGAUUAAUCUGCAACGGUCUAAAGCGGCCUCCACAGAAGCUCUGCAGAUGGUGCAUGACCUAAAAGUGGAUAUCCUUGUAAUCCAAGAGCCCUAUGUCUACAAUAAGAAGAUAGCUAUGCUGGGUAACAACAAGAUUCAUAACACAAUUACAUCAGACAACAGGAUUAAAACUGGUAUCAUUGCCUACAAUAACAGCAUUAUGACCCAACUCAUAGCACAGCACUCUAAUAACUACUUCACCACGGUGAAGGUUGACACAAGGGACGACGGCAUUUAUAUCAUCUCAUUCUAUUGUUCCCCAGACGAGGAUCUUACACACCCUCUGGAUCUCCUGAGUCUGACCAUGGAACAGCUUAAGGGCAACAAAGUUAUCGUUAUGGGAGACUUCAAUGCUAAGUCGCACCUCUGGCACAGUCCAAAGGAAGACCCGAGGGGGUACAAACUCUGUGAACUAAUUGCAGCCUUUAGCCUCACGUCUCUCAAUGACAGCCCUUUGCCUACCUUCUUCUACGGUCCUGGGGGACAGUUGGGUGGAUGUUUGUCUUGGCAACCCCAAUCUUCUCAAACAGAACAUCACCUGUAA